AAAAAACUUCUUUUUUUAUGUGUUGCGAGGACAAGUGCACGGUGCACGGUCAAGAGACGGACGUGAUGUGAAGCUUGCCUUUGUGAAGCAAUUUUUUACUCUUAUUUCUUUUUGGAAUCAAGUUUUGUCCUCCAUUUUCUGAGAUGAACAAGAAAGAUUGUAUGAGAGUGAGGGGAUCCCUAUGAUAUGGCAAUGAAAGUGGAUGUUGGCCUUGAUAUGACGGCAGACACUGUUGGACCUGUUUCCGAGAAGGCUCGAUCUACCUGUGGAAUGGAGCAGUGUGUGGUUUGUGGAGACCGAGCUUCAGGCCGUCACUAUGGGGCAAUGAGCUGUGAGGGCUGCAAGGGUUUCUUUAAACGGUCCAUUCGUAAACAUCUGGGCUACCAAUGCCGAGGUAGUAAAAAUUGUGAAAUUACCAAGCAUCAUCGUAACCGCUGCCAGUACUGCAGGUUACAAAAGUGUCUUAAUAAGGGUAUGCGCUCUGACUCCGUUCAGCAUGAGCGGAAACCUGCAAAUGAUCGUCGAGAACGAGAGAGAGAACGUGAGCAGCGCGAAAGAGAAAGAGAGAGAGAACGUGAUCUGCUAGAUAUGAGCAUGGCAGCAGCCGCUCUUGCAUUCCCCUCAGACAGCAAGUUAUUUAUUCGUAAAGAUUUGGCAGAUGCUGCUGAAGCUGCUCUUAAUGUGGGUAUGGCUUUGACCGGUGCUGGUGCUGCACCCCCUGCUUAUCACAUGGGGGAGCUUGAUUUGUCAGCAUCCUCCUUUAGUAAAAUCUCUGACAGCUACCACAUGGCCCAAACUGAUUCCGGAGAUUGUGGUGACGAUGACUCGCACGAUGGUGAUGAGAACAAAAGCAUUAUGUCUGCUGCGUUAGAUAGACUUGCAGAAACUGUGGAGGCAGGUGGUGAGGACAGCGAACUUUCUGAUGAGGAUGAAGCUCAACUGAUUGUGGAAGGCCCUCUUGUGGUUGCGCAUCAUCUUUCUUUCUUGGCGUCUGCCCCAACCCUACCAUCUGGCUCCCCUCCAAAUGCUCAUGUUGUCUGUGAAAGUGCUGCUCGACUUCUCUUCCAGUCAGUUCACUGGGCUCGUUCUUUACCUGCCUUUCAGUUACUACGCUCCCACACUCAGUUGGGUUUGUUACGCUCUUGUUGGGCUGAGUUAUUUGCCUUGGGUCUAGCUCAGUGUGCUCGCACUCUUCGCCUUCCAUCCCUGCUCUCUGCCAUUGUUCAGCAGCUCCAAACUUCAAUGGAUAAGUUGGAAGAAGAGUGUAUGGCAGCUGCAAUGGAACACAUUUUGCGACUUCAGGAUUUGGCUGGAGCCUUCAGCCGCUUGGAUCCUGAUGAGCGUGAAUAUGCUUGCUUGCGUGUGCUCAUCAUCUUUGGAGCAGAUCCCCCUGGCAUGAGCCCCUCUGCUAGGAGGAGAUUAGAGGCAGUUCAGGAUAGAGCUUGUCAGGAGUUGAAGUCUCACAGUUCUAACGACAGAGUAUACAAGUUGCUGCUGCGUCUCCCUGCAUUACGUGCCCUUCAGCCGCCAGUGAUGGAGGAUUUAUUUUUCACAAACCUUAUUGGUCGAGUUCAAAUGGAACGUGUCUUGCCUUACAUUCUUCGAAUGCAGCCUGACAGUGAUUCAGGUAUUGAUAUUGGCUGUAAGCAGGAGCGCAGAGAUGCUAGUGAUGGGGAAGACUGAUGAUAUGCUUCAUUCACUGUUUAAUGAGUACAAUUAGUAUAGAUUGUGAAUGUGAAAAGCUUUAAGGGGAUGUGCAAAGCAUCGUCCUAUUCUUCUCUAAAGAUCAGUGAAGUUAAACACGUAGUAUUCUUUUAACAUCUAGGGUAUGUGAUGGGUAUUAUAUGAAGUUUAUGAAAAGUGGUGUAUUUUCUUGAUAUACCCCAUUCAAUUUCAUGACUUAUAAAUAAAUAGAUGGUGUGUAGAUAGCGCACCAACAACAAUACACUUCGUCAGGUCCAUGUUGACCCUUGUGGCAGAAACUGCUCAAUGAAGCACUGCUUUAAGACUUAGAACUCUUAACUUGUAACUUUCACUUCAUAUAUUUUUGUAUUUUUGCACCUAGUAUUUAUUCAUGGAUUUUUUUAAUCAUGUACCGGUAAUUUUUUUCUUUGCAAAUGGAGAUGGCACUACUUGAACUUUAGUCUCAAGAGACAUUGGUUUUGUAUGUUCGCAGUUCCUUGAUUAUUAUUUUGGCAUAAACAUAAAUGCCAUGCCUAAUUUGACUCUGUAUAUAAGCAAGAUACUUUUUAUGCUCGCAGUUAUUUUGCCCCGACUGGAAAAAAAAAAUUAAUGCCUCGUGACAAUGAACUUGUAUGGUGACUUAACAUACUUGAGAAAAAUGUGAGACUGUUGUGAUAAUAAACGUUCCAGGCUUCAAUCUCUUCUAAUUGCUUGUAAACAAGCUUCAAAUAAAACAGUUGACAGUAGAAGCGACAUAUUUUGUUUAUGUUGGGGAAUUUCUCCUGGGACCAUGUAAAUGUUGGUUUAUAAGUAUUAAGUGCUAGUACUGUAUUCAUUAGAUCUCUGAUUUUGUACUUCAUGUUGUGUUUUGUGAAAAUUGACAAUUGGUAUUCAAAAGUCAUGGAGGAAAAUCCUGAUGAUUGUUGCAUUGAAGCUGGUUUUUGAAUUGCUCAGCAUAGAGAAGGAUUUCAAUUUAUUGAACUACAAAUGUGUGUAAAUGUUUGUAUCUAAGCUACUUUUUAUCUGGGAUGGGCUUGUUAGGGAAGUAUUUGGUGAAUUUAUGAUACUAAAUUUUGUUAAGAUGUGUAUUGUAUUAAUUGAUCCGAGCCAAUUGAUGUAAGACAUGAGUGAUAGAUUUUAGAAAUCUGUUUUAAAUAUGAAUCUUUUAUGUAAUGAAAAAACUGUUUUUCUUUUUAACUGUUUAAGAUCUUAAUUUAAUUGAAGAUUUUUUUUUGUGCAUGGAAAGGUGGGAAUCUUAAAAAUAGAUUAUAUUCUGUUUUCAGUAAAUUAAAUGUAUUUUGUAUUUGUUACAUUCCAUUUCUUUGGUUUGGGGGCAGUAAAUUGCUCGCCCCCAUAAAAUUGUUUAAGUUUUUAUCAGUUACAAUAAUAUAAAUAUGCAGUUCACUGUUUUCUUUAAAAGAAAAGAACUAAUGAUACUUAAUUCUAUUGUACCUUACCUUCCAAAUAAGGACAUUGGUGACUCUUAACAGAAAGGUUUUGACUACAAUCUGUUGACUUAUGCAGUUUUUCAUUGCUCAAACCAUGGAAAUGUCUCCAUGCUCAUAGUAAACUUAAUGAACAAGCCUGAAUUUUGUUAAAAUUUUCUGUUGCUCUUAUUUGGUUUUACUUGAGAAAUCUGCAUCUCUUAAGUAAAACUGUUAAUUGCUGGGAUGUCAUAUGAUGUUUACCGCCUAAGGCACUUAUAAUAAAUAUUGGUGACUCAA
Thrips palmi is the source of this 3407-nucleotide messenger RNA. RefSeq names its product orphan steroid hormone receptor 2-like. The coding region runs from base 187 to 1683 and encodes 498 amino acids. Gene Ontology annotation, biological process: regulation of transcription by RNA polymerase II; anatomical structure development; cell differentiation. The record is from RefSeq and is a predicted model, not a curated record. NCBI's taxonomy places the organism in Eukaryota, Metazoa, Arthropoda, Insecta, Thysanoptera, Thripidae. The transcript is spliced from 2 exons. Gene Ontology annotation, molecular function: nuclear receptor activity; RNA polymerase II cis-regulatory region sequence-specific DNA binding; zinc ion binding.